ACAAAUAAAAUUAUAAUAAUGUCAAAGAAUAAAUUAAAUCUGACAUUACCAGCUGGUUCUAUUGAACCAGUACCAGUAGUAUCACCAUCACCACCAGUACCACCACUUCCAAGUUAUCCAGAACCACCUGUAAUACCUGAUGGUGUAAUGGGUAAAAUAAGUAUUGAUGCUAUUCAAGAGAGACUAGAAGAAUUAGAAAUGGACGAGGAGCAGAGAAAACGGUUGGAAAGUUUCUUGGGACAAAAGGAGCAGGUGGGUGAGCUCUGUGAUGAUGAUUUUGAAAAAUUAGGCGAAUUGGGAGCUGGUAAUGGUGGAGUUGUCAUGAAAGUAAGACAUAAAAAAUAUGGACUGAUUAUGGCACGAAAGUUGAUACAUUUAGAAGUUAAACCUGCAAUCAAAAAACAAAUUAUUCGUGAGCUUAAAGUACUUCAUGAAUGUAAUUUUGCUCAUAUUGUUGGAUUUUAUGGGGCAUUCUACAGUGAUGGAGAAAUAAGUAUAUGUAUGGAAUACAUGGACGGCGGAUCAUUAGAUCUAAUUUUAAAAAAAGCUGGUCGUAUACCUGAGCCGAUAUUAGGAACAAUAACAUCAGCAGUACUUAAAGGACUGAGUUAUUUGAGAGAUAAACAUGCGAUAAUGCAUCGGGAUGUCAAGCCAAGUAAUAUAUUAGUAAAUAGUGCUGGUGAAAUAAAAAUAUGUGAUUUUGGAGUAUCAGGACAAUUGAUUGAUUCAAUGGCUAAUUCAUUUGUUGGUACUAGAAGUUAUAUGUCGCCUGAAAGAUUGCAAGGAACUCAUUACUCAGUACAGAGCGAUAUCUGGUCAUUGGGUCUGUCACUUGUUGAAAUGGCUAUUGGAAUGUAUCCAAUUCCACCUCCAGAUACCAAGACAUUGAUCUCAAUAUUUGGACAACAAGUAGUUCAACAUUUAGAAAAUACUACCACUAAUAAUAAGUCGACACCUACGCAAUCACCAGCACAUAGUGCAAGCAGUCCAAGGCCGAUGGCAAUAUUUGAAUUACUUGAUUACAUUGUUAAUGAACCACCGCCAAAACUACCACCGGGAAUAUUUACGGAUUCAUUUACUGAUUUUGUUGAUCGUUGUUUAAAAAAAAAUCCAGCUGAACGGGCUGAUUUAAAAACACUUAUGAGUCAUGAAUGGAUAAAAAAAGCUGAAUCAGAGAAUGUCGAUAUUGCUGGUUGGGUAUGUCGAACAAUGGAUCUCCAACCAACAACUCCAACUCGUUUAGCAAACGUACAGUCUUGAAUAAAUGUCACUCUUACAUACUUGACAACAUACAUACACGUUCAGUACUCCUAAGUCAAUAAUUAUUAUUAUUAUUAUCAUUAUAAUUAUUAUCAUUUUGAAAAAAAUCAAUUACCCUGAUUUGAAAGAUUUGAACAGUGGCACUAAAUUCAGAUCUUCACUUCACGGAUCAUAUAAAUAAUUACUAAAUGUUAAUUAAUCAGAUAAUAAUAUUCUAUAAAAAUUAAUCAAUUUUAAAAUUGUCAUCGGAUAAUUUAUUAAUUUGUCGAUAAAUAUUAAAAUAAACAAAUAGAUUAAUAAAUAAAAUAUAAUUUAAUUAAUUAAUCAAUUGACUAUAAUGAAAAUAAUUAUGUACUCAUUAAAAAAAAAAAUAAUAAUCGCUUGAAAUCGUGCAUUACUGCCACUGUGCUUCGAUAAAUUCAUAGUUUAUUUUUAUUUUAUUAUUAAUUAGUUAUUUACUUAAUACUGGGUAUUGAUUUUUUUUUUAUUUAUAUUUAGUUACCUUAUAAAAGUAUGUAAGAAACAAUUAAUAGUAUCCAUUUUAGUAUCGUUACUCUCAUGAGCAUCGCUGUAUGUUUACUGUGAUAAGAAUUCAAAUCCGAUAAAUAGAUAAAUAAAAAUCUUCAUUAAAAACAGUUAUAAAUAUUAAACAAUAGUUAUAGUAACAGUAUAAUUAAAUACUUAAAUAAAUAAAAAAUAUAUAUAUGUAUGUAUAUGGGCAUGAAUUUUUGAAAGACACUAUUCUAAAUUAAUUAGCUAGAAUGUUUUAAAUAAAUUUGGUAAUUAUUUGGAUUUGUGGCUCUGCCUAUUUUUUUUUUUUUUUUUUUUUCUUCGUGAUACGAAAUCACAAAAUUAUGUAACGUACACGGAAAGAACAAGAUGAUACUGGCUACCAUCUCAGAUUAUAUUCAGUUACAUCUGAGGUUAAAAAAAAUUUCAGAUAGUACCCAGUAUAAUCUAGAUUGUACUGAGUUGCAUCUAGAUUAUACUCAGUUUCAUCCCAGAUGUUACUCAGUUACACCUCAGAUUUCACAGCGCUAGAUUAUACUAAUUUUCAUCCUAGAUUGUAACCACAUACAUCUGGAUUAUACUCAGUACCAUCUCAGAUUAUACUCAGUACUAUCUGAAAUUUAACUCAGUUACAUCUCAGCCAUUUUUUUCUAGCUCGUAUGCGUAUCUAGUAUACUAAACGCGCAUGCGCUGCAAAAAUAGCUGAGAUGUAUAGUGAGACUACUGAGAGCUUGCUCAUCAUUUAAUGGUGGGGGUAUGGGAAUUGCAUGCUAACUGAAGGGAACGCUCUCAGUAGCUCCAGUAUAACUGAGUUAAAUCUCAGAUAGUACUGAGUAUAAUCCGAGAUGGUACUGAGUAUAAUCCAGAUGUAUUGUCAUCCCACGAAGAGAAUGCCCCUCGGGUAUCGUCGGUUUUUACUCCCACUCUAGAUGUUUUAUGUGCUAAAUGUUCUCCCACUUUUCUGUGCGCAUGCGCAGUUCAUAAAUGUUUGGUGGUGGGGACAAUUUCCGAGGUGUAUUCUCUUACUGGGACCACUUUAUGUGGUUACCAUCUAGGAUGAAAACCAGUAUAAUCUAGCGCUGUAUAAUCUGAAAUGUUACAGAGUAAUAUCUAGGAUGAAACUGAGUAUAAUCUAGAUGCAACUCAGUAUAAUCUAGAUUAUACUGGAUACUAUCUGAAAUUUUUUUUUACCUCAGAUGUAACUGAGUAUAGUCUGAAAUGGUAGCUAGUAUCAUUUUGUUCUUUCCGUGUAUGAUAACUUUUUUUUUCUAUACUCUGGCGGAUUGAUGGAAAUAAAUAAAUUUUAUAGUCUUCUGCAUUUAUAUCGUGGAAAAAUAAUUAUUUUUAAUGUUUUUCUAAGAAAAUUAUCUUGGGAAAAAAAAUACUUAGAUAUGAUCAUACAUAAAUACAUGAAUCAAAAAUCGGGAGUGAAUUCGGAGUGAUUGCGAUAAAUUUCACUCCGAAUUUAACCCGCAUUCCCUCCUCAAAUUUUUUACAGUAGCGUGGGCCAAAAAAAGUCAGAAAAAAAAAUUAGUUCUUUUUGGCCCACCCUCAUAAAUACUCACAUCUGAUCAGAUUUAAAAAAUGAAACUAUCUGACCAUGAAUUAUAUAUAAUCAUAUCUGCGUAAAUUUUUUUUAAUGAUCUACAUAAGAAUGAAAGUAAACUUUGAAAUCUUAACUAAACUUUUUUCUAUUGAAUUUAUAAAAAAAAAUUUUUUCUAUAAAACGCAAAAAAUUAAUGACUUAUAUAUUUGUUUAUUUUUUACCAUUCAUCCAAAGAGUAGAAUAAUAAAAAAAAAAAUAUUUUGACACCAAAUCACCAGAGCUACACAUCUAAACAAUUACCGUAAAUUUUUACAUGGAAGCUAUAGUAUUUUAUUAUUUUUUUAUUCAUGUUAUUUAAAAUUAUUUAUUUACAAUAUCGUUGAAAAAAAUGGUACUGAAGUUAGCCGACGUCUAAUAAUUUUUGAAUUCUUUUAAAAACGGUAAAUUAUAAAAAAAAAAUAUUUGAAAAAAUUGCACCUAUAGUCUUCUUAAUUUUCUACAUGCGCAUAUUUUUAUUUUUAUUUAUUUGUUUAAUCAAAUUGUUGAAAAGAAAAUUCGAAAAUUGUCAAUUGUCUGCUAACUUCAGGAUCAUUGAAAAAAAGUUAAUAAGUUUAGAUAAUAAAUAUAAAUAGAUUGUUAAUUAGAAAAAGGUUUAAUAAU
Messenger RNA from Microplitis mediator, 3976 nucleotides. It is a transcript of the gene Dsor1, whose product is annotated as dual specificity mitogen-activated protein kinase kinase dSOR1. Lineage: Eukaryota; Metazoa; Arthropoda; Insecta; Hymenoptera; Braconidae. The record is from RefSeq and is a predicted model, not a curated record. The coding region runs from base 19 to 1260 and encodes 413 amino acids. Gene Ontology annotation, biological process: protein phosphorylation. Gene Ontology annotation, molecular function: protein kinase activity; ATP binding. The transcript has 8 exons.